UCACAGUGUGCCUUAUUUCUGCAGAUAAACGCCCAAUUAAUCUCUAGAUAACAAUAGAUUGUAGCUAUAGAUAAUUUGUAAACACACCGAAUAACAAUACGUCUCAGACGUCAGAAGAUACACGAACAGUAAAUCACCAACAAAAGCUGUUAUGAUUUUGACCUGUCCGGAAUGCAUUGUGCAUCUAUUCUGAUCUCAAAUACACUGCGCCCGCAAACAAGUGGACAGUGUGAUUAAACUCCCGUGUGUGUGUUCGAGACUAUUUGAAAUAUAAUAUUCCACUAUGUGUGAUAUAUGUGUGAAUAGUGCUGAAGUGAAAAAUGUGUGGACUUGAUAAAGUGGGGUUGUUCUGCUUUAUUACUAUCUUUGCUGUGACAAAGGGCGAUUACUAUUACAACGAUUCACUGAACCCUGAAGAGUAUAAUAUUGGCGCGUGGAACCAGCAACGCAAUGGGCGAGAUGCAUUCAGGUCUUCAAAUGAUGACUUUUACGUUUGUGAGGAACCGCCCGACACAGCGCCUCCAGAGUCCAACCGGACCUGCAACUACCGCAACGUGGACUACCAUGAGCAGAUCUACAAGUGGGUGGCGGGCCGCGGCUGCCUGCUCUACACGCCGGACUUCCUAUAUGUCGACGGCACCAAUUCUCUCAAUUUGAACAGUGCGUGUAUUUAUGGAAAUUUGAGGGCACCGUGUUUGGAGAUUCUUAAAGAAGACGGUACAUACGCCUGCUACCCAUUCGACCCAGGUUUAGAAGAGGUGGUUGUGGCGGUGAAGAACGCACUCAUUCCAUCUGCCCAUGGGCGCUGGGAGAGAUGUUUCGAAGAGGCUGCCAAUUGUUGCAAUCAGUAUAUGGCUCCAGAGAGUGCUAUUAGAAAGAGCUACCUUAUAGCAUUUACAGAUAUCCUUGAAGUCUAUGCCGAGAAUGAGGAACACGAAUGCAGCCCUACAUUCGAUGGUUGGACUUGCUGGGUGCCCGCCCCCGUCGGCACCACCGCCGUCGAAGUUUGCUCGGAGUUUGCCUACUCUAAUCAAGGACCGACUUGUCAUCAUUUCAGCAGCAAGCAAUGCUACCAAAACGGAACCUGGGAGCUCCAAACCGACUACAGCACUUGCAGCAUCACCUCCCGCCUCCUUCGGCGAUAUCGCUUCUACAUCGCCAUGUUAGCCUUCUCCAUAGCAUCCUGUCUGCCGGCGGUGGCCAUCUUCUUCUUCUACAAGAGGCUCAGAGUGACGAGAGUUGCGCUACAUAGGAAUCUGCUGAUUGCUAUAGUGAUAAGGAAUAUUUUGGUCAUCAUUAGUAGAAGUGUGAUUUACAUCGACGAAUUAACCAACUCCGGUGAAACUGCAAUGUCGACUCACGCCGUGGGGUGUCGAAUACUGGCUAUCCUAGAGAAGAUCGCAGCCAACGCAGUUUUUGUGUGCAUGCUGGUCGAGGGGGUGUAUCUGCAUAGGAUGAUUGUGACAACCUUUAGGAGAAACCUGAAGGUUAAGUGGCUGUACGCUAUGGGAGCUGUAAUCACCAUAUUCCCAGUAAUCGCCUGGUCCAUCGUCAUGGGGCUACUGGACGACCAUUCUUGCUGGGUUGUGUACACAGUGAACCAUAUCCAGUGGAUCCUCGACGCGCCGCGUCUGGCCGUGCUGCUAAUAAACACAGCCCUCUUUAUCGACGUGUUAAGAGUUCUGCUUACUAAGAUUAGAAACAGCGAGAAUGCUAAUCAGCUAAGCACAACUAAAGCCACGCUCUUCCUGAUGCCAAUAUUCGGCUCCCAGUUCCUCCUGACCGCGUUUAGACCGAACACGACCAACUGCACCGGCGAGCAGAUCUACUAUUACGUCACCUACGCCAUCGAGGGCCUGCAGGGGUUCGUCGUAGCUAUGCUGUACUGUUAUGUCAAUAAAGAGGUCCGCAUGUUGAUAAAAGCAACGUACCAGAAAACAGAAAACGCAGUAGUGUCACGCGUUCGCGGAGAUUCCUACGCCCGACCCAGCCUGAACCCAAAUUCAAGGAGAAUGACCUACAGCACAAAUCUCCCUUCGCAAUUCGAGGACCCGGAAAACGACGUAGUCUUACCCAAGUUACACGUUGCUGAAAUCAUAUCAAUAAAUGCUACCGAAAAAUUAGCAGAGAUCUUAGACCCCGUCUACGAAACUAUUUAUAUGGGAGAAACAAAUAAAGGCUACGAUUCGACUCAAGACGUAACUCGAGAUAAAAAAAAUUACGAUAUCUACACAAACGCUUCAAGCACCUCUUAUGAGAAUCAAGACUGGAUAAGGUCUGUGACGUCACACGAAAGCGACGCUAAUUACGAACUACAUGGAAAAUCGGAAGAUUUCAAACUUGAAGGAGUAAACGGGCCUAAAAAUAAUAUUAAUGAUAUAAAUAAUCCAAAAACAGAUAGCAAUAACGCAUAUGAUGAUCCAAAACAAUUAGAGAAUUGUGCUUAUGAUGAUUCGCUAGAUGGAACAGACCAUGAAAGUAUGUUCGAAGAAAUAAUUCAAUACAUCGAUGUAAAUAAUGCUAACGAUCGUUUAGAUCCUGAACUUUUAUCUCCAAACAGACAGAAAGAAGAUCAAAUUGUAUUUAUAGAAGAAUAAAAAAAUCUAUUUUAAGUAUAAUUAUUUG
Molecule: messenger RNA, 2625 nt
Organism: Cydia amplana
Lineage: Eukaryota; Metazoa; Arthropoda; Insecta; Lepidoptera; Tortricidae
Gene: NGR-B3
Exons: 10
Coding region: 321-2597 (758 amino acids)
Biological process (GO): adenylate cyclase-modulating G protein-coupled receptor signaling pathway; cell surface receptor signaling pathway
Cellular component (GO): plasma membrane
Molecular function (GO): peptide hormone binding; G protein-coupled peptide receptor activity
Source: RefSeq, a predicted model, not a curated record